Messenger RNA from Stegostoma tigrinum, 6526 nucleotides. Its product is annotated as restin homolog. The coding region runs from base 179 to 5659 and encodes 1826 amino acids. The transcript has 38 exons. Lineage: Eukaryota; Metazoa; Chordata; Chondrichthyes; Orectolobiformes; Stegostomatidae. Gene Ontology annotation, molecular function: calcium ion binding; GTPase activity; GTP binding. The record is from RefSeq and is a predicted model, not a curated record.
CACAGUGCAAGCAGAGCAGACAGAACCCAGUCUCCAACAAGAGCUGCUUCAAAUGGGAGGACCAUCCAUCAGAAUGUCACAUAACACAUAACCUCGGGGAGCCAUGGACCAGCAGGCUCAGUGAGAUCUCAUUUCAGUUCAUUCCUGACUCUGCAUAAAGCAGGACUGGCCAGCCGUGAUGGACGAGCAGAAGACCCCCGGCCCCAGAGCCAGUAAGGGGGUGGGCCCCCGAGAGGGCAGGAGGACAGCGAGACGGCGGAGGGAGUUACGGAACGCCCAGGAUUCACAGCAACUGCAGCAAGAGGCCAGCUGGAGCUCUGGGGAGCGCUUCAUGGUGGAGAAAGUGCAUGAGUUUUUCCAGCAGUGCGGUGGGGCUGAGAGGGGCUUCAUCACUCGCGAUGACAUGGAGAAGCUGCAGGACAAGUUUGAUUUCAGUCCUGAGGAGUUAGAGAUGGUUUUCAAUAAACUGGAUGUCGAUCAGACUGGCCACCUCACUCCCGAGAAGCUGACCAAGGGCCUGAGCCACUUUCUAACGGAUCAGAGGCUGGCCGAGGAUGGAUCACAGCCACAGAGCCUUUCAGAAUCUCUCUAUCAAUCCCAGGGCUUGCAGCAGCAGGUCGAAGUAGAAGAUGAAGAAAAGCAACAGUUUGCUGCUCUGAUGGAGAGACUGGGGGCCAGUACAGUCUUCCCAGAUGAGGCGGAGAUAUGGAAAUUGUGGGUCCAACUUCGACGCAAUGAGCCCAACUUACUUGGUCACCUGGAAGAUUUCCUCUCCAAGGUCACUGUUCGGUUCCAGGAUGCUCAGAGUGAGAAGGACGAUUUGGAACGGACCCUGAAAAAGAAGAUGGUGGAGCACAAUACCGAGGUUCAGAAGCUCUACGAGGAAAUGGAGCUCCAAAUCAACAACGAGAAAGAUCGGAUCGAGACUGAAAAUACUGUGAAGCUCCAUGCUCAGAGCCAGGACCUGCAGAAGGAGUUAGACAGCAAACAGGAGGAAGUACAACAUCUGGCACAAGCUCAGGCACAGUUAGAGGCAGAGCUUGUCUUCCUGCGCAGUAAACAGAAUGAGUCCAUCACUGAGAAUGAGAUGCUCAAAGUGACCAACCAGGAGCUGGAGACGAGGCUGGAGCAGGUCCAACAGGAUCUUCAGGAAGCCCGGGAUCGGCUGGUGGAUCAACAGGAGGAAGCAGCUCACCGAGAGGAGAGAGAAGGAGAGCGGGAUCAACCUCCCGGCAAUGACGGACUGCACUUCACUGAAGUUUAUCCACAGAAAGAGACCAGGCAGAGGUGGGGAUCUGACACCAGUCAGGGAUUUACAAGCUCUGAGUGCAGUCUUCAGAGGAACUUGGAAAGCUCAGGCCAUGUGACCCGCAUCAUUUCAAUUGAAGAAGAACCCCUGCCACAGCAGGUCCAAGUCUUUGGAAUACAAAGGUCAAGGGUCACCAGACAGGAAGUCGACAUGAGCACUGUCAAAGAUGGAGACGUAGUCUUCGAAGAUAGAACAGAGCCUUUAUGGAGUGUUGGAGAGGCACGUCUUCCAAAAGAGUUACAGGAGGAGCUUGUCUCUCUGCGCAGUAGACAGGGCGAGGCUGUCGCCGAGAUUCAGAUGCUCAAAGUGACCAAUCAGGAGCUGGAGACGAGGCUGAAGCAGAUCCAACAGGAUCUUCAGGAAGCCCGGGAUCGGCUGGUGGAUCAACAGGAGGGCGCAGCUCACCGAGAGGAAAGAGAAAGGGAACAGAAAGAGGCCAUCGCUGAGAUGGAGAAGUUGAAAGUGACCAAUCAGGAGCUGGAGACGAGGCUGGAGCAGGUCCAACAGGGCCUUCAGGAAGCCCAGGGUCAGCUGGUGGAUCAACAGGAGGAAGCAGCCCAACGAGAGGAGAGGGAAGGGGAACAGAAAGAGGCCAUCGCUGAGAUGGAGAAGCUGAAAGUGACCAAUCAGGAGCUGGAGACGAGGCUACAGCAGAUCCAACAGAGCCUUCAGGAAGCCCAGGAUCAGCUGGUGGAUCAGCAGGAGGAAGCAGCUCACCGAAAGGAGAGGGAAAGGGAACAGAAAGAGGCCAUCGCUGAGAUGGAGAAGCUGAAAGUGACCAAUCAGGAGCUGGAGACGAGGCUGGAGCAGGUCCAACAGGACCUUCAGGAAGCCCAGGAUCGGCUGGUGGAUCAGCAGGAGGAAGCAGCUCACCGAAAGGAGAGGGAAAGGGAACAGAAAGAGACCAUCGCUGAGAUGGAGAAGCUGAAAGUGACCAAUCAGGAGCUGGAGACAAAGCUGGAGCAGAUCCAGCAAGACCUUCAGGAAGCCCAGGAUCGGCUGGUGGAUCAGCAGGAGGAAGCAGCUCACCGAGAGGAGAGGGAAAGGGAACAGAAAGAGGCCAUCGCUGAGAUGGAGAAGCUGAAAGUGACCAAUCAAGAGUUGGAGACAAAGCUGGAGCAGAUCCAACAGGAUCUUCAGGAAGCUCGGGAUCAGCUGGUGGAUCAGGAGGAAGCAGCUCAACGAGAGGAGAGGGAAAGGGAACAGAAAGAGGCCAUCGCUGAGAUGGAGAAGCUGAAAGUGACCAAUCAGGAGCUGGAGACGAAGCUGGAGCAGAUCCAACAGGAUCUUCAGGAAGCUCGGGAUCAGCUGGUGGCGCAACAGGAGGAUGCAGCUCACCGAGAGGAGAGAGAAGGGGAACAGAAAGAGGCCAUCGCUGAGAUGGAGAAGCUGAAAGUGACCAAUCAGGAGCUAGAGACGAGGCUGGAGCAGAUCCAACAGGAUCUUCAGGAAGCUCGGGAUCGGCUGGUAGAUCAGGAGGAAGCAGCUCACCGAGAGGAGAGGGAAAGGGAACAGAAAGAGGCCAUCGCUGAGAUGGAGAAGCUGAAAGUGACCAAUCAGGAGCUGGAGACGAGGCUGGAACAGGUCCAACAGGAUCUUCAGGAAGCUCGGGAUCGGCUGGUAGAUCAGGAGGAAGCAGCUCACCGAGAGGAGAGGGAAAGUGAACAGAAGGAGGCCAUCGCUGAGAUGGAGAAGCUGAAAGUGAUCAAUCAGGAGCUGGAGACGAGGCUGGAGCAGGUCCAACAGGAUCUUCAGGAAGCUCGAGAUCGGCUGGUGGAUCAACAGGAAGUAGCGGUUCCCCGAGAGGAGAGAGAAGGGCUUCAGCGAACUCGCUCCAUCCGACGCCGUGCAACCCAAAAACCGACCCCCCUGGGAGAGGACCCUGCACUCGCUCACCUGAGGGUCGAAGGUCAGGGUGUGACCAUGGCGAUGGGCAAUGACGGAGAUGGAGUCACUGAGGAGCCAGCAGCAUCUUUAGGAAGUGACGGAGCAGGAGAGAGAAUGAAAGAGUUACAGGAGGAGCUUGUCUCUCUGCGCAGUAAGCAGGACGAGGUCAUCGCUGAGAACCAAAAACUCAAAGUGACCAAGCAGGAGCUGGAGGCAAAGGUGGAGCAGAUCCAACAGGACCUUCAGGAAGCUCGGGAUCGACUAAUGGAUCAACAGGGAGAUGCAGCUCACCGAGAGGAGAGAGAAGGGGAACUGAAAGAGGCCAUCGCUGAGAUGGAGAAGCUGAAAGUGACCAAUCAGGAGCUGGAGACGAGGCUGGAACAGGUCCAACAGGAUCUUCAGGAAGCCCGGGAUCGGCUGGUGGAUCAACAGGAGGAAGCAGCUCACCGAGAGGAGAGAGAAGGGGAACAGAAAGAGGCCAUCGCUGAGAUGGAGAAGCUGAAAGUGACCAAUCAGGAGCUGGAGACGAGGCUGGAACAGGUCCAACAGGAUCUUCAGGAGGCUCGGGAUCGGCUGGUGGAUCAACAGGAGGGAGCAGCUCACCGAGAGGAGAGAGAAAGGGAACAGAAAGAGGCCAUCGCUGAGAUGGAGAAGCUGAAAGUGACCAAUCAGGAGUUGGAGACGAGGCUGGAGCAGGUCCAACAGGAUCUUCAGGAAGCUCGAGAUCGGCUGGCGGAUCAACAGGAAGUAGCGGCUCCCCGAGAGGAGCGCGAAGGGCUUCAGCGAACUCGCUCCAUCCGACGCCAUGCGAACCAAAAACCGACCCCCCUGGGAGAGGACCCUGCACUCGCUCACCUGAGGGUCGAAGGUCAGGGUGUGACCAUGGCGACGGGCGAUAACGGAGAUGGAGUCACUGAGGAGCCAGCAGCACCUUUAGGAAGUGACGGAGCAGGAGAGAGAAUGAAAGAGUUACAGGAGGAGCUUGUCUCUCUGCGCAGUAAGCAGGACGAGGCCAUCGCUGAGAACCAAAAACUCAAAGUGACCAAUCAGGAGCUGGAGGCAAAGGUGGAGCAGAUCCAACAGGACCUUCAGGAAGCUCGGGAUCGGCUGGUGGGCCAACAGGGGGAAGCAGCUCACCGAGAGGAGAGAGAAGGGGAACAGAAAGAGGCCAUCGCUGAGAUGGAGAAGCUGAAAGUGACCAAUCAGGAGCUGGAGACGAGGCUACAGCAGAUCCAACAGGAUCUUCAGGAAGCCCGGGAUCAGCUGGUAGAUCAACAGGAGGAAGCAGCUCAGCGAGAGGAGAGAGAAGGGCUUCAGCGAACUCGCUCCAUCCGACGCCGUGCGACCCAAAAACCGACCCCCCUGGGAGAGGACCCUGCACUCGCUCACCUGAGGGUCGAAGGUCAGGGUGUGACCGUGGCGACGGGCAAUGACGGAGAUGGAGUCACUGAGGAGCCAGCAGCAUCUUUAGGAAGUGACGGAGCAGGAGAGAGAAUGAAAGAGUUACAGGAGGAGCUUGUCUCCCUGCGCAGUAAACAGGACGAGGCCAUCGCUGAGAACCAAAAACUCAAAGCGACCAAUCAGGAGCUGGAGGCAAAACUGGAGCAGAUCCGACAGGACCUACAGGAAGCUCGGGAUCGGCUGGAGGAAGCAGCUCGCCGAGAGGAGACAGAAGGACUUCAUCGAACUCACUCCAUCCGACGCCGUGCGACCCAAAAACCGACCCCCCUGGGAGGGGACCCUGCACUCGCUCACCUGACGGUCGAAGGCCAGGAUGUGAUCGUGGUGACGGGCGAUGAUGUAGAUGGAGUCACUGAGGAGCCAGCAGCAACUUCAGGAAGUGACGGAGCAGAAGAGAGAAUAAAAGAGGUGGGAAGCAGCAAGGAUCCUGACCAUCUCUACAACAUCAUGUUUGUUGGGAAUGCCAACACUGGGAAAACAUCCUUCAUUCAGCGGUUUUAUGACAAUAGUUUCAAACCUGGGCUAGCUUCCACAGUAGGGAUGGACUAUCGAGUGAAGACCUUGACAGUGGACAACAGACAUAUUGCCCUUCAGCUCUGGGAUACUGCAGGACAGGAGCGAUUCCGCAGUUUAACCAAACAGUUCUUCAGGAAGGCUGAUGGAGUGAUCGUGAUGUAUGACAUUACAUCGUCCAGCUCAUUCGCAGAGGUACGCUACUGGCUGGGAUCUAUCAAGGAAACAGUGGAUGAUAAUGUUGCCAUUCUUCUUCUGGGGAACAAGACAGAUGAUGUAGCUCAUCGUAAAGUGCCCACCCCCGAGGGGCAGCGCCUUGCCCAGGAGUACAACAUCAUGUUCUAUGAGUGUAGUGCCUGUACCGGCCACAACAUUAGCACAGCCAUGCUGCAGCUGACAAAAUUGCUGAAACAGCAGGAUGAGAAAAUCAAAGGCUCAGUAGUGGAGAUGGUGAAUCAACCCAGGAAGAAGGGGAAAUGCUGCACAUAGACUGUAAUACUGCUCUGUCCCAUUGUUCUCACCCAUUACACUGUCCCGUCACUGUACACUGUCCCGUCACUGUACACUGUCCCAUCUCUGUACACUGUCCCAUCACUGUACACUGUCCCAUCUCUGUACACUGUCCCAUCACUGUACACUGUCCCAUCACUGUACACUGUCCCAUCUCUGUACACUGUCCCAUCACUGUACACUGUCCCAUCUCUGUACACUGUCCCAUCUCUGUACACUGUCCCAUCUCUGUACACUGUCCCAUCACUGUACACUUCCCAUCUCUGUACACUGUCCCAUCUCUGUACACUGUCCCAUCUCUGUACACUGUCCCAUCUCUGUACACUGUCCCAUCACUGUACACUGUCCCAUCUCUGUACACUGUCCCAUCACUGUACACUGUCCCAUCUCUGUACACUGUCCCAUCUCUGUACACUGUCCCAUCACUGUACACUUCCCAUCUCUGUACACUGUCCCAUCUCUGUACACUGUCCCAUCUCUGUACACUGUCCCAUCUCUGUACACUGUCCCAGCACUGUACACUGUCCCAUCACUGUACACUGUCACCUUGUACCCUUGUUGCACCGUUCCUGUAGCCCUGCACAUGUUGCUUGAAAAUUCCUUGUAUACCCUUCAAAAACGGCAUGGUGCCAUGGUGGCACAUUGGCUCAGUGGGUAACACUGCAGCCUUGCGCCGCCAGGGACCCGGGUUCAAUUCCAGCCUCAGGUGACUGUCUGUGCGGAGUUUGCACAUUCUCCCCGUGUCUGCAUGGGUUUCCUCCGGGUGCUCCGGUUUUCUCCCACAGUCCAAAGAUGUGCAGGCUCGGUGGAUCGGCCAUGCUAAAUUGCCCGUAGUGUUCAGGGGUG